Messenger RNA from Paralichthys olivaceus (Japanese flounder), 1093 nucleotides. Lineage: Eukaryota; Metazoa; Chordata; Actinopteri; Pleuronectiformes; Paralichthyidae. The record is from RefSeq and is a predicted model, not a curated record.
UUCAGCUGUUAGUGUGACGAGGAUGAAAACUGAGUCUGAACCUGGUGUGUCGUAGUGUGGGCGUGGCCUGAGCUGCUGUGUGUCUUACAGGUGGCUCCUGAAAACAGAGAUGGGCUCCUUCAUCACCGAAUACUUCCAGAACCAGCUGCUGACCCGAGGUCUGUCUGACGUCCUGGAUCAGAUCCUCCUCCACUCUGGUGACGAACGUCUCGUCGCUCUGGGAAACAUGUGGGACAGAUUCUUCACAGAGACGCUCCCCACCCUGCAGGCCAUCUUCUACCCGGUCCAGGGUCAGGAGCUGACUGUCAGGCAGAUGGUUCUUCUGGCCUUCAGAGACCUGGUGCUGUUGAAGCUCCACCUGGAGGAAACUCUGGGAACUGCUGCCUCUGUCCCCCCACCUGUGACUCAGAUGCUGCUGGUGCUGCAGGGAAUCCAUGAGUCUGGUACUCCCAGUCUGGAGUAUUACCAGCUGGAGCAUCUGGUGGAGGUCGUUGUGUGUCCGUAUGUCAGCAAUGUGCUGCACAACACCAACCAUCUGCUGUUAGAGUCACGUCAUCUGCGGUCGUCUGGGUCGUUGCUAGGUGACCAGCCAGAGAUCACCAUCACUCAGCAUCACAGCUCCUCCGACUCGUCGUCUCUGGCCCCUCUGGUGGAGCAGGAGGGCGAGGCCUACCUGGAGAAGGUCGGAGGCUUGCGGCGUCACACGGUGGCCAACGCACACUCAGACGUGCGGCUGCUGUCGGCCUCAGGCAGGAUACACGCCGGAACAAAGAGGAACAACGGGGUGGGAGGUGGGGCCGGUGGUGUGAGGUUCUUGGUGGGGGACGAGCCGAUGAGUCCCAGGCCCUUCUCCAGCCCACAAGACAUGGAGUCUCCGAGGGGCGGAGUUAUGUGCCUUCCUGAUAGCUAACGGACCAAUCGCAGUCAGACAUUAUAUGAUCGUAAAGACAAAGGAUUGGGAAGAAACCGUGGAACAGGAAACGGGAAGGAGGAACUUGUGUCACUCCUCGUCACUUGGUUCGGUGGAACUGAUCCAGGAUCAGACUCUCGACCUGUUUUACAAACCUCUGAAUAAUAAAGAUCAUGAAUGAAA